AUGUUGAACGAAGAGUUGCACAGAAUCUGGAGCGACGCGAACCCAGCGGCUACGCCUCUGAGCGAACCAGAUAUCAAAGCAGCUUGCUCGACGGGAACGACCUUCGAAGGAUCCUUGCUCAGGCAAAGAAGUUCGAGUAUCGUUCCCUUUGCAGCAAUCUUACGCAGCGCCGACUCAGAGAAGAAUCUGGAGCCCACGGUGAAGUGUGACUUGGGGAGCGAAAUCGGGGUACACUCGGCGGAGGUUUCUUCUCCAAUCCAGUCUGAUGCCGGUCUGGUCGAAUGGGACGGCAAGCAUGACCCACAGAAUCCCAAAAACUUCAGCACUCGGAUAAAAGUCGCCAUAGGCCUCGUCAUAGGCCUCAUGAAUUUUGUGGUGUCGUUCGCAAUCAGCGUCUUCUCCGGAGCAACAGGACCGCUUGGCCACGACGACGACCCGCUUUCCGGCAACGCUGCGGAUCUUGGGGUCUCACUGUUCAUACUUGGUCUUGCAUUUGGUAAUGCUCAAGAUCGGACUCUCGUGCUUGGGUAGUGGCUGACUGGCAGCAGGUCCGGCAUUGUUUGGGCCGGCAUCCGAGUUUUACGGUCGCAAGACGCCGCUCGUCUUUGGCAUGAUUGGCUUCAUGGGAGCAACGAUCUCGGUCACAACGUCCAAGUACUUUGAAGCGGUCUUGAUAUGCAGGUUCCUGUCAGGUUUCUGUGGUAGCGCGGCUUAUGUCAUUGUAAGUCUAGAAGGUGACAUCCAUUGAGAGUAGAAGCUAAUGACAGACGACAUGCAGCCACCGGGAAUGUUUGUCGAUCUCUUUGGUCCAGUCGGAAGAGCUAUGGGAUACUCCAUGUUCGCCACAGGAGCGUUCAUCGGAGGGUCGCUAGGCCCUGCGAUAGGCGUGACGCUCGUCUCAGAAUACAAUCUGACCUGGCGGUGGAGUAUGUGGCUGUGCGUAUUGAUCGCGCUGCCCUUGACCGUGACAAUGCUGGUGCUGCCGGAGACGUUGGAAAAGUUCAUACUGCAGGAGAAAUGCAGACGUCUUCGGAACGCGACUGGAGACUGGUCACUCCACUGCUUCAGAGAUGAGACCCCGGCGGGACUCCAGAAGUAUUUGAUGAAACCCUGGCAGAUGCUCAUACGCGAGCCGGUCUUGAUCGUGGUGACACUGGCAUUCACUCUGGAUUACGGGAUACAAAGUCUGACAUACUCUGCUGUGCCGAAAGCGUACGAGUUUCCGCGUCAUUGGGGCCGAGGUCAUUCUGCAUGGAUGCUGGUCGUUACCAUCCCUGGAUUCGUCGUCGGCUGUAUUGUAGUGUUGGUGGAUACGAAAAUACGUUUCCAGAAACGCUUGGUGGCCGGUAAAGCAAUAGAGCCAGAGAGCCGCCUUCCCGCAAUGGUUAGUUCAUUAGCCCUGCCAUCGUGCUGUUCAGAUGCUGAUGCACUCAGAUCGCUGGAAUGAUUAUCUUGUCCCUCGGCCUACUCUAUUUUGCCUGGAAGACGUCCUCGAGUACCCAUUGGUCCGACCCAGCUACGGCUGAAGUACUCAUUGGGACGGGCAUGUACUUGGUCUGGGUGACGGCCACAGUCUACAUACAAGACCUGUACGUCGAGCAUGCAAAUAGCGCACUGGCGGCCUGCGCCUUUGUCCGGUAUGCUGCUGGCGCGGCCUUGUCGACUUUCUCGGCUCCGAUGUACGAGAAGUUGGGUGUUCAUUGGGUAAGUCCAGUAUUUGUCAUGGUCAAUAGCUCUUCAUUCUGACGGACCGAUAGAUGAUUGGGAGUCUCGGAGUUCUCUGUGCUGUUCUUGUACCUUUGCACAUCCUAUUCUACUUCUGCGGCAAGAGAGUUAGGGGUUGGAGCAAGUUCGCACUCCAGAGUCGUGUACACCUCGAGGUCGAGAGUCAUGUACAGCUGGAGGACGAGUGA
Lecanosticta acicola is the source of this 1913-nucleotide messenger RNA. Lineage: Eukaryota; Fungi; Ascomycota; Dothideomycetes; Mycosphaerellales; Mycosphaerellaceae. The record is from the annotation of a GenBank genome assembly.